AGAUGACACAGCUUGUUCAGGCGUCUGUCUGUAAGUAGGUGUUCCAAUCAUGGACCAAAACGCGCCGGCAAGAAAGCGGACAGGCCCGGGCCCCACGCCACUGAACCUCAGGCCGCGCGUGAAUUUUGGGAAGCUUGACAUCGCGUCUCUUCGGAGGUACUCUCGAGUCCACAAGCUGGUCGGCGUGCCGCAAACCGCCACAAAGGACCAGUUAGUAGCAGCCGUCACACGCCACUUUGCUGCUCAGGUUGUAAAUGACGAGCUUAAGGUGAUUGCGGCCUUCGUGACCGCCGUGCAACGUCGACAGUCUUUAGCACAGCAGCCUGGGCGCAAAUAGCUUAGGAGCGAGGUUCCUGACGGUUGCCGCCGCCAGGGCCUGCCGGCAUCGGGCCGGAAUAGCACACCCCUUCAGCGAGAGAAGUCAGUAAUGAAGCUGCCUGGCAAUGUAUGAACGUUACGUAACGCGUGGAUGAGGCCAGGAGUGUGCUCGCCACGGCCGUGUCAACCGUUGACACGAAUAGUAGUACACAAGACAUUUCACUUGGGAAUGUUGGCAUUAGUACGCAAGGUAAAUACGUUAGGAUUGCAUAGUGCCGUGCUAUUAUGCCCCCGUUCUGUAUGGUUAGCGCGGGUGUGCGCUGUUAUGUACCAUAUCUCCCCACUCUGAAGAGGUCACGGCCAAGGUCGUUAGGGUACGGCCAUGACUUCCGUUUUUUGCGAAAUGCGGCUGACGUUUGAGACGAC
Molecule: messenger RNA, 744 nt
Organism: Volvox carteri f. nagariensis
Lineage: Eukaryota; Viridiplantae; Chlorophyta; Chlorophyceae; Chlamydomonadales; Volvocaceae
Exons: 4
Coding region: 50-337 (95 amino acids)
Biological process (GO): regulation of DNA-templated transcription
Cellular component (GO): histone deacetylase complex
Molecular function (GO): transcription coregulator activity; protein binding
Source: RefSeq, a predicted model, not a curated record